GAAGCUUAGUUUCAGUCGUCAAGCAGCCGCGGCGACGGACACGGACACACGGAUCAAUCAGAGGCCAAGCUGUGAGUACGCGUUCGAGUCCUGUGGAGAGCUCUCUGUCACUCUGCCACCACGUCACGCUCUCCUCUGUGGCGCGCGCGUUCUCCUUCACAUUCGUUUCCAGUGCCCGAUGCCCCUAGAUCCUAGAGAAAUCCUCCAGGAGGCGACGCUGCAAUUGAACCAAAAAUAAAAUUCAAGAGAAGGCUUCGAGAAAAUGCCCAAAGUUCUCGGCCGAGAACGAGCAGUCAAGUGUCCGCGAGUGUAGAUCCGUCAGUGUGCUGUUAGGGGGGUUCUGGGGUUGUUUUGUGGGUGCAGCCCCGAGUGCUUAAUUAUUUGGGUCAAAGCAGGCAUCAGAAAACAGCAAGAACGUGCAAAAGCUGCAUCUGAAAACAGCGAACCAAAACUUGCGAGCAUUCAGCCCAUUAUCCACCUGUUAUGGAGCUUGCCUAGGCCAUCUCCAGAGAGCGACAGUGACAGCGACAGCGAGAGCGAUAGGACGCAAUGGAGGCCAGCCAGCCAGCCAAGGUGCAUCGGCAGCACCAGCGACAGCGACGGACGGAGGCACGUCAGCGUCGCCUGGAGCGUGAGGCAGCUGCCACAACCUCAUCAACGCCGGAGAGAGAUGGUGGUCAGGAGGUGAUAAGCACCAUAGAAGACUGUGCGGCUGCUCUGAACGAUUCCAGCUCAAUGGGAGUAGCGGGUGAAGGAAGCACAACAGGAGCGGGGGGAACUACUAGCGCCGGUCGCAUCAGUGCCCAGAGCUCGGCGGACAGCAUUGAGAUGGUUGGCUCCCCCAGUCAGACCUCACAGCAGACUGUGGUGCUGGUGAAUGGUCACGCACCGCCCUCGUCGCAUGACGCCGCCCAAGAGGAAAGCGCCUCCUUGGGGGCUGUCGAGCAUCUGGAUUCUCAGGUGACGCCAACGCCCCUGCCGUCGCAGCCUACGAAGCAAAGCGAUGGCAGUCGCAACUCAUCCGGAGACGCCAUGAGCCUGAGGGAGACACUGCAGCAGCUGCCGGCCACCCAUGGCCACCACAGGUCUCGACGAACCCACUCGCCACAGCCACUGGCCCUGGAGCCAGACUCCUCGUUCCAUCGAGGCAUCUUGGGCUACAUGGAUCGUGAGCUGAAGCAGAGUUCGCCCACGCCGUCGGCCUUGAGCAGUGCGGGAGUAGCGGCAGUCGGAAAUGGUGCCGGAGGACCUGGAACAUCGCGCAAGCAGCAGUCACUGUCUGAUCCGCAAGCCAGUCCCGCGCAGCGAUCCCUGCGCUCCCGAAACAGCUUCGACAAGAGUCCGCGUCGCAAACGCAGCAAGUCGGAGUCGCGGAGGAGGAGGGAGCGCAAGCUAAUAGCCGCCGGCGAGGUGGAGGUGGUCCGCCAGGCUAACGAAACCCUGAUGCGCUACCUGAAACAAUGCUCCGACAUGCACGAUGCCUCGCUGUCCGGCGAGCUGGAAAUCGAUCAGAGCUACGAGGAGCGACGCGUGCACCGCAAGACGAAGUCGCAGCGGGACAAGCGGGGACAGCUAAUCAGCAAGCUGUACACGGCGGGGGGGAUAUCAUCCAUACUGAAGGAGCUGGCCGAUGACAUUGCCCCGGCCGAGGGUGAGGAGAUCUACAACCCAUUCACACCGGUCGUCUCACCCACGGACGAUGCGCCCGCGCACAUCGACAAAAUGUUUCUGCAGACGUCAUCCGGCUAUCGACCAGUGGAGCACAGCUACUACAAGCGCUCCUUCCUGGGGGCUGCCGUACGUGGCUCUGAUGGCACGUCUGGCGGGGGUCCUGUGGGCGGCAUAAAUGGCAUCUCGGCUGCCGAGCUGGGUGGCGCCGGUCGUCGUCUCUAUCGCUCGAAUAAUGGCCACUGCCUUGGCGGAAGUGCUGGUCCUGGCGGCGGUUCAACCAGCGGACGUGGCAGCUAUGGUGACACUCGCUGCCUGCUCGAUGCCGACCUCAAUCGCAACGGCAUCUCCAGCAGUAUCCAACUUGCCUGUGUAGUUCAACGAAUCUGGCUGCUCAUGUCGAAUAUAUGCCACGGCCUGCUAGCUGGUCUAGCAUUGGCCCAUCUACUAUUUGUGCUGAACAGCCACCCCAUGGAUUGGGCAAAGGUCAUCAAUGGCAUUAGUCUUGCUGGCGAGACAAUGUCAUCCCCAUCAACAUCAUCCACACCGCCAGCAAUGGACUUGUCCACAACAAGAGCAAGCCCCACAAAUUUGGGCCUAAAUGCUGGUGGCACAGAUCCCAGCGGAUCAGCAUCCUCGGGGUCAGGAACAUCGGUGGCAAGCAACAGCGAUGCUUUAGCCCUGAUCAGCGACUAUGCGGGAUUUGCGGAGAUCUACUUGAAUACCUUCUAUUGCUUGGCCAUUGUGUGCCUGGUUUCGGUAUUCGAUCGCAUGGACAUUUGUCGCUGGAGCUUCUCGAACGCUAGUGAACUGAUCUCAUUCCGUUGGCUCAUCAUCACAAUGAUCUACGUUGCGACAAUAAUUCUAACGAUCUGCUCCGAUUCGAUCGAUGAAAAGCUUUACCUGUUCAAUAAUAAUGCUAAUAUAACAUUAACCCAACAGGAGUUGCUGAGCAACAGUGUGCGGGGAGUGUGGAGCAGUCUGUCGGUGACGCGGAGCAUUGCCGCCAUAUCGGGCUGGAUAAUGAUUGGUCUGACGCCACAGGAGGACAUGCUGUAUGAACAUCUGGUUGAUCUUACCAAGUAUCAAUUGACAAAUAAUUGAAUAUAAGGCGUAAGCAUAUUAUACAAAUUUGUAAAUAUUCUCGUACUCGUACUUGUAGUUGAACAUUUAGCAGCUGUUGUUCAGGUUUUUGCUUUUUAUAUGACAUAAUCCGAGCGUAUAUAAAUCUUUGAUGUAUACCCAACAUAUUAAGCUUUAAAAUCGUAUAUUGAAGAUUCACAUGGAUGUCCUUCACAGGCCGCUAUAACAAAAUACAAAAUACAAACCAAUUAACAAACACACAAACACGUAAACUUUACGUCGUAAAGUGACAAAAAUCUAGUUAACUAUGGAAAUGUAGCAUAUGUAGAUAAUGAUACAAUAUGUUUGCAAGUAGGAGGCAAAUUACGAAAUAUAUACAUACAUAUAUUUAUCAUACGAGUAUAGAUGUAUCCUUUACUUAUGCAUACAUGCAUUAUACAAUAUGUUCCAUAAAUAGAUAUACAGAUACUUAUACACACUAUACAGAUAUGUAUAUACAUAUACUGGUAUAUACAUAUGUAUAUACAAUUAUUUUUCGUACACAUAUCGUCUAAAGAAAGUUUUGCAGAAAUUGUACAAGAAAUGCUUUCCAAACCGAAGCUACAGUAGAUAAUUCUAUAUCAAACGAUACAAAAAAACUUUUGUAAAUAUUGUUAAUCGCAUGUAUUGCCGAUAUACAUAUAUGAAAACACAUACAUAUAUUAAUAUAAACAUUAGGAAAUUAUUUACGAAUUGUUAGAGAAGAGAAUGUGGAAUUAUCAAUUUAUUAUAUUUCAUUAGCUACAACAUUAUUUCUUUUUCGGAUUUGAGGAAACUGGCAAUUAUUUAUUUCUUAAAAUCAUGUUUCAGUUGAACCGAUCUGUACAUAAGCUGAGUGCAAUAAUAUAACGAAUAUAACUGAAUUUAAUUACAAUUAGCUUACAUAAGUACAUAUGUACAAAGAUAAUUUGAAUUAAACCGGGAAAGGAUUUACCGAGCUAACGAAUCAAUCGAUCGAUGAAAAACGACGCCAUGGACAUCACAUUGUAAACUUGUAUAUAAAAAAUAUGAAUGCAAAUAAAAAAACAAACACAAA
Molecule: messenger RNA, 3826 nt
Organism: Drosophila guanche
Lineage: Eukaryota; Metazoa; Arthropoda; Insecta; Diptera; Drosophilidae
Exons: 5
Coding region: 550-2772 (740 amino acids)
Biological process (GO): cilium assembly
Cellular component (GO): ciliary transition zone
Source: RefSeq, a predicted model, not a curated record